AUGUUUGUCCAUUUAUUCGCUAUACUAUUCGUGGUAUCCCCGCAGUUUCGUUCGGUGCAAGGAGAAUGUCCUCGUGGCUACAAAGCGAAUUCAUCGGGCGGCAGAGAUGCAGCUAAAAAAUCGGAGAGCCAAAGGAUCCUGGAGAAUUUCCUUAACGAAAGAGACGAGGCCACCAUCCGUUCCACUUGGAAUACUGCCAAAAACAAUGAUAACAUUGGUCCAAAAACAUUUCUACGGUACUUUGAAUUAAAGCCUGAAGCCCAGAAAAUGUUCCCGGCAUUUGCAGAAGUAGAUCACGCAAAACUACCAACCAAUGACGAUUUUCUCGCUCAAGCACAGAACUGCGUUUCCGGCCUUAAUUCAUACAUUGAGCACCUCGGUAAAAACCCUAGAAAUUGUCCAUUUAUCGCUAAGGCCAAAGGAAAAUACCAUCACGAAGAUCUCAAGCUUCUAGGAGUGACACUUAUGGGAGUGUUGGAAGAAGAGUUAGGAAAGGGCUUCACUGAUGAAUCAAGGGAAGCAUGGAGAAAGGGGCUUCAUGCCAUGAAUGAAGCCGUCUCGAAAAAAACUGCUUCGAGACGUUGA
This is a messenger RNA of Daphnia carinata, 585 nucleotides long. Its product is annotated as globin C, coelomic-like. Gene Ontology annotation, molecular function: heme binding; oxygen binding. The transcript is spliced from 4 exons. The record is from RefSeq and is a predicted model, not a curated record. Lineage: Eukaryota; Metazoa; Arthropoda; Branchiopoda; Diplostraca; Daphniidae. Bases 1 to 585 code for a protein of 194 amino acids.